Messenger RNA from Lobosporangium transversale, 207 nucleotides. RefSeq names its product Bromodomain-containing protein. Lineage: Eukaryota; Fungi; Mortierellomycota; Mortierellomycetes; Mortierellales; Mortierellaceae. Gene Ontology annotation, molecular function: protein binding. The transcript has a single exon. The annotation marks the transcript as partial. The record is from RefSeq and is a predicted model, not a curated record.
UUUACUGAGCCAGUUGAUCCUGUGCUAGUGCCUGAUUACUCUUCUAUUAUCAAGAAUCCAAUGGACUUUUCAACAAUGAGGGCUAAAGUAGAGAGGAAUUUCUAUCCCAACAUCGAUGAAUUCUUGAAAGAUUUUCAGUUGGUUUGCGAUAAUGCAAGGCUAUAUAAUGCCAAGGAAACGUUAUACUGGAGGCAGGCCGAUAAACUA